GCUUCAUUAUAGGCGCGCAUAUCGGGGCGUUUUGAAUUCAAUAGUCUGGCACAUUGCUUACGAUUGUGCUGCAUACUAUUAGAUCCCUUGCUACCUACAUUUGCUUCUUUUUACACUGCAGUGACGGUCCAACAGCGCGGCCGGCACUGAGAUGUGGAGUCGAGGAGCGCAGUUCAUAUGCUGGGUGUUUGCGGUUCACCUCAUAGGCAUCUGGCUCUUUACUCGAGGGUUUUUGCUUACUCGACUCGCACUCUCAGAGGUCAACUCCUGCGAUGUUUCCGACCCGAAUUGCACGUUAUCUCCCUCCUACAAACGCAUGGUAUUCCUGAUCAUCGAUGCCUUGCGUUUUGACUUCAUUUCACCUGACCCACCACUUCCCUCUUCUCCAUACUAUCACAAUGUCCUCAGUCUCCCAGCGGAACUGACGAAAGCGCAACCGGAUCGCUCUAUCAUUUAUUAUGCAUUCCCGGACCCACCUACAACUACUCUACAGCGCAUCAAAGGAAUAACUACUGGUUCACUUCCUACAUUCGUGGAUAUGGGCUCUAAUUUCGGUGGGUCUUCUAUAUUGGAAGACUCCCUUAUACGACAAUUGUAUGAAGCUGGAAAACAGAUUGCCUUCAUGGGUGACGACACAUGGAUGUCGGUAUUUCCAACUUCUUUCGCGCCUAAUAUGACCUUCCCUUACGAUUCAUUCAACGUUGAGGACCUCCAUUCCGUGGAUGAGGGUGUCAUACGACAUCUUCUUCCGCUCCUACGUGAGCAUACGAAGUCUUGGGAUUUUAUCAUUGGUCACUUCCUCGGAGUAGACCACGUUGGGCAUCGCCUUGGACCUGACCAUCCAACCAUGCAAGCAAAAUUACAGCAGAUGGACAACGUCCUUCGAGAGACCGUUGAGCUUCUUGACGAUGAUACGCUUCUCGUUUUGCUUGGCGACCAUGGAAUGGACAGGAAGGGUGACCAUGGCGGGGAUGGAGAACUCGAGACUUCAGCUGGACUCUGGUUAUAUAGCAAGACUCGCCCACUUGUUGACCCUCAAGCUGACAUUCCAGCCCAUUUAUUGACGAAUCGUACGUACCCUGGCGCGUCAACUGCACACCGUUCUGUGCAGCAAAUCGACCUGGUACCUUCCUUAUCCCUCCUUCUUGGUCUUCCCAUCCCGUUCAAUAACCUCGGCACUGUGAUCCCUGAAUUAUUUUGGACAGGAAAGCAAGCAACAUCGUUCGAGCAUGCUUUACGAACCAACGCUGCCCAGGUGAAGCGUUACCUGGAUGCAUAUCGCUUAAGUCCGGCUGGUAGCGAACUCGAUUCCGCUUGGAAAGACAUUCAAAGCGCGUGGCAAGGAGCCAUGGAAGGACAGGUGCCUGCUUUGACAAUGAACAUGUUCACCCGGUACGCUUUGGAAGCAUGUCGGAUGCUUUGGGCUCAGUUCAAUAUCACCCUUAUUGGACUGGGAUUAACGACUUUACUGUCGAGCAGCUUGGCGACAUUCGCGGUAUAUGAUUCGUUAGGUCGUAUUGUACAAUGGGAACCGUGGUUGGAUAGGAUCGCAAGUAUGACCUUGCGUUGGUCUGGAAUCGGCACGGUCUCAGGCUUGGUCGUUGCUUUUCCACUGCGUCCGUACGUAAAGGAUGUUGCAAUCUUUGACUAUGUUGCAUUCGGUGCUGCCAUCGCUUCCUCCUUCGCCGUCAUAAAGCAAGCACUUCCUGCCAGACGCUUAGAAAUCGGCUCUAUUUCCUCGAUACCCCUUCCUCUCGUUCUGCAUACCCUGUCCUUCAUGUCUAACUCAUACACGUUUUGGGAGGAUCACGUCAUACCCUAUCUCCUCCUUACCUCUAUCGCCCCAUUCGUCCUCACAGGAUUCACAGCCCCGACGCCACGCUUGCGAACUCGUAUCCUGUUCUUUUCCUCACUUUUCGCAGUCUGUGUUCGCCUCAUCGCAAUAAGCACAGUUUGCAGAGAAGAACAGCAGCCAUACUGUCAUGUUACGUUCUUCUCGGGGUCCACUAUCACGACACCUCCCGGUUUGAUACUUGCCAUCGUUGUACCCAUAGCAUUUGGGUUGCCUUCAGCCAUUCGACAAUACUUGAAGAUAUCCAAGUCGGAUCAAGGUUUGGCGAAUAUAUUGCUCCCGACAAUCUUCCCCAGCGUCUUGACGUCUUCCUCCUUCGUAUGGAUCUUGGAAUGGAUGGAGUCAUCGGAGGUAUUGGGUCCAUCGUGUUCAGGUGCUUUGCGUUUGACGCGUACCACCCUGGCCUGGCUAUCGAUAGGAACCAUCCUUGUGGUUGCUCUGACCUUGUGGUGGCUUAUUCCACUCUGUAUCAAGGUGGAGACAAGCGAACCUGCUGCCAACGAAAGGAGAGAAGUUACCAUCAUUGGUUUCGCGAACGCGCUUGGUUCGCCGUACCUCAUAUUCUGGCUCAUCUUCUUCAGCUUGGUGUUUACCACUACCCAAUUGGCUGGUCAGGUCAUACUGGCCUUAGCAACGGUAGCUUUGCUAUCGUUCUUAGAGGUGGUAGAUAGCGUUCGGGAUGUACGAGCCUUGAACCUCGCAUUCUCAUCUUCUAAACCAUCGGAGUUCCUUGCUCAGUCUCAAGAAACUCGAAGCACGCUCUCAACAGUAGGCCUUCGGUUCUCCGAAGUCACGCCUAUCGCGUUAUUGGCGCUUCAGGUUUUCUUCGGGACUGGGCACCAAGCUGUCAUAUCCACCAUCCAGUGGAAAUCCGCGUUCAUUCUCACAUCUUCUUUGACCUACCCUCUCUCCCCACUCCUGGUCAUCCUGAACAGUCUUGGCCCCGUCUUCGUCUUUGCACUGGCUGUUCCUCUGAUUGCAACCUGGAAUACACCACCUCUUCCAUAUCCACCAUCAACAGCACAGAACGCAACCUUACGCGCAUGUCUAGGUAUCUCAUUGUACUUCACUUCCCUGUUACUGGGAAGCGCAAUUAGCUCAGCGUGGCUAAGAAGACAUCUGAUGGUGUGGAAAGUCUUUGCCCCGAGGUUUAUGUUGGCUGCUUUAUGCUUGGUGGCGGUGGAUGUUGCUGUGAUCGUUGGGUAUGUCAUUGGGUUUGGGAGGAUUAGUGUGGCUGUUGGAAGGGUAUUUGGAAGUAUGCCUGGUGCUAAUGAUGCAGCAAAAGCACGAAAAUCACAAUAAACCUAUAUAUUCGCCUCAUGAUCUAACCGAGUCUUAUCAGUGUUGAAUGAACACCCUCAACAACUGGGCCUCUUGCGAAUCCAUCGGUUUCGGCUAUAACGACGCGCAAUCCAGGGCAUGUACGCGUACUCAGGAGGCCGAGUGGUACUGGCUGCAACGGCGACAUUCUCAAUCCUUCGGCCAUCGGAGGUCAGUGUUACACUCUAAUGCUCUAAAGUGAUGUAGAUACAGCGUCCGGGCCCAUGCUAUCUGAGCAAGCGAGGGCUCUGCAUUAGGAAACCUCAACUUUCGGCCAAUUGUCCGUAAUGUCUGUUUGGGUGAAUCGCCAAUCCUCUUUCUACGAGAGUGGCAUCCAGCGGUUUCUCGUUUUGAAAACCCUUUCAUACCCAACGGCAUAAAGAUGACAUUGACUG
Somion occarium is the source of this 3567-nucleotide messenger RNA. NCBI's taxonomy places the organism in Eukaryota, Fungi, Basidiomycota, Agaricomycetes, Polyporales, Cerrenaceae. The record is from the annotation of a GenBank genome assembly.